AUGACUACUACUACUACUACUACUACUACUAGUGCUCACACUAUGACUACUACUACUACUACUACUACUACUACUACUACUACUACUACUACUACUACUACUACUACUACUACUACUACUACUACUAGUGCUCACACUACGACUACUACUACUACUACUACUACUACUACUACUACUACUACUACUACUACUACUACUACUACUACUACUACUAGUGCUCACACUAUGACUACUACUACUACUACUACUACUACUACUACUACUACUACUACUACUACUACUACUAGUGCUCACACUAUGACUACUACUACUACUACUACUACUACUACUACUACUACUACUACUACUACUACUACUAGUGCUCACACUAUGACUACUACUACUACUACUACUACUACUACUACUACUACUACUACUACUACUACCACUACUACUACUACUACUAGUGCUCACACUAUGACUACUACUACUACUACUACUACUACUACUACUACUACUACUACUACUACUACUACUACUACUACUACUACUACUACUAGUGCUCACACUAUGACUACUACUACUACUACUACUACUACUACUACUACUACUACUACUACUACUACUACUACUACUACUACUACUACUACUACUACUACCACUACUACUACUACUACCACUACUACUACUACUACUACUACUACUACUACUACUACUACUACUACUACUACUACUACUACUACUACUAGUGCUCACACUAUGACUACUACUACUACUACUACUACUACUACUACUACUACUACUACUACUACUACUACUACUACUACUACUACUACUAGUGCUCACACUAUGACUACUACUACUCACUGCUUGCAAUACUGUCAGUAA
Messenger RNA from Heterobilharzia americana, 867 nucleotides. The record is from the annotation of a GenBank genome assembly. Lineage: Eukaryota; Metazoa; Platyhelminthes; Trematoda; Strigeidida; Schistosomatidae.